AUGGGGAAUGAGGAAAACAAGAACAGUAACAAUAGUAUCACUCCUCAAUCCAAAGAACAGGAACAUCGACAAGAAGAAGACAAUGGUACGACUAAGAUUGAUUGUGGUGAAAAUGAGGUCGAUGAUGUUGAAAAUAAUGUCCAGCCUGAACGCAAGGAGCUAACUGCUACAACUACUAACAACAACAGAGAUGGUUCCCUGGAGGCUGAUGAAACCCAAAACGCAACCAUGGACAGAACCAAAAAAAUCAAAAGAAAGAGGAAAAAGGACAAGAAAAAGAUGCCCAAGAAGAAAGUCAAAGUUCAGUUCAAACCGAAGAAGAAUAAAGAAGGAAUAGAUGCUGCCGGUGAUAUCGAUAACAACUUGGAUGAGAGUGAUUCCAAUUCAAUUGUCCAAAGAGAUCAAGAAUCAAAUAAAGGUAUUGAUAUUAACAAAGAAAAAGAGGAUAUGAACAGAGAACUAAUAAAUCCUAUGGAAAGAAGAGGUGAAACAAAAGCUCCUAAAGAGCCAGUUAGUGCAAACACUGAUGACAGGAACAGGGAACCCAUACAUCUCACAGUAGACUUAAACUGGAUCCCUCCUAUAUCUCAUACACCGGAUGAACACACUAAGAAUACUGAAGCUACUUUCCCUGAGAAAGAAGCUACCCUAGAAUCCAAAAAUUCUGACACCGGCCAAAUGGACACUUAA
Messenger RNA from Lycium ferocissimum, 690 nucleotides. RefSeq lists its product as uncharacterized. The transcript is spliced from 2 exons. NCBI's taxonomy places the organism in Eukaryota, Viridiplantae, Streptophyta, Magnoliopsida, Solanales, Solanaceae. Bases 1 to 690 code for a protein of 229 amino acids. The record is from RefSeq and is a predicted model, not a curated record.